This is a messenger RNA of Notodromas monacha, 678 nucleotides long. The record is from the annotation of a GenBank genome assembly. Lineage: Eukaryota; Metazoa; Arthropoda; Ostracoda; Podocopida; Cyprididae.
AUGAAGGGACUCGUUAACGUGGUGUUGCUCAGUCAGCUAGCCGCGUAUUUCGCGGGUUUCGUGUUGUCCUUGUGUUUAUUCGUGCCGAUGACGUUACAUCUGUAUGAUUUUCGUGGAUUUUGCUUGCUUUUCUCCACUGGGACAUGGAGGGAAGAAGAUGGACAAUUUGUCGUCGACUGGGCGUCGCAGUUGUAUUGCGAUUACUGCAUCGCUGUUGGAGGAUUGCUCGCGAUAUUGUGCCUGGUCCAGAUGUAUCGGCUGAUCACGUUUCUGUACAGAGGGCUUGACAGUUCGUUCCUCUCGGCUUUCUGCGAUGUGGUCAUAAGCGUCGGAAUGGCUGUGUUGGUGCUUGCAAGUGCGGUGAUGAUCACUACGGGAUUCAAGAGUUGGUGCGACGACAUAAUGGGACGGUUUCCCUCCUGCAAUGAUGCUGCAGUGAAUCCAAUCGACAAGGCCGAUGGGAUUCAGACUUCGGGAUUUUAUGUUCAGCUUGGUACAGCCCAGUUCGGAGCAUGGGGUUCCUGGGCUGCCUGCGUGGGUAUGUCUGUAUUCGCAUUGCUGAAAGUAUGGCAGUAUCACAAGUCCGAAAACAUCAAGCUCACCAUGGCGCAGAACAGACGGCGGUUUAGGAAAGGGAAUGUAGAGGAUGCCGCGGAUAUGGACUUGAUCCGAGGCUGA